Molecule: messenger RNA, 495 nt
Organism: Echinostoma caproni
Lineage: Eukaryota; Metazoa; Platyhelminthes; Trematoda; Plagiorchiida; Echinostomatidae
Source: the annotation of a GenBank genome assembly
GUUGAUUGGAUCUUGCAGUAUGAUCCCCCAGAUGAUGCAAAAGAAUACAUUCAUCGUGUUGGUCGUACUGCUCGUGCUGGUUCUGAAGGUAACGCUCUGCUAGUACUCCGACCUCAUGAGCUGGAAUUUUUGGCCAUCCUGCGGAAGGCUCGUGUGAAGGUCGUCGAGUACGAAAUGGCACAAUCCAAGUUAGCAGACGUGCAACCGGCCCUAGAAAAGCUUGUAUCUACGAACUACUUCUUGGCGCUAUCUGCUCAAGAGGCAUUCAAGGGAAUUGUGCGUGCCUAUUCUUCUUCCAGUCUGCCCUGCUUCAAUGUAGACCAACUUGAUUUAACUGCAUUAGCGCGCACCUGCGGUUUGCAAGUUGUGCCGAAAGUGGACUUGAUGGUUAAACCGAGAAAAUCCAAGGAUGUUCCCGGACAGAAGCGAUAUACACCGUUCGGUGUUUCUCAGAAAAAAGCAAAGAAAGCGAAAAUUUAUAAAAAAAUCAAUUAA